AUGGGGCCGCGCCCCGCCGCCCCCGGCGCUGCCCUGGCGCUGCUGGGGAUCGCCGCCGCCGCUGCCGCCAGGUCCCUGGCGCUGCCCGACGCGGGCCCGCACGUCAACUACGGCUGGGGGGAACCCAUCCGGCUGCGGCACCUCUACACCGCCAGCAAGCACGGGCUCUUCAGCUGCUUCUUGCGCAUCGGCGGCGACGGCCGGGUGGACGCUGUCAGUAGCCAGAGCCCGCAGAGUCUGUUGGAGAUCCGCGCCGUGGCGGUGCGCACCGUGGCCAUCAAGGGCGUGCAGAGCUCCCGCUACCUCUGCAUGGAUGAGGCGGGGCGGCUGCACGGGCAGCUCAGCUAUUCCAUUGAGGACUGUUCCUUUGAAGAGGAGAUUCGUCCAGACGGCUAUAACGUGUAUAAAUCGAAGAAAUACGGAAUAUCAGUGUCUUUGAGCAGUGCCAAACAAAGACAACAAUUCAAAGGAAAAGAUUUUCUCCCACUGUCUCACUUCUUACCCAUGAUCAACACUGUGCCAGUGGAGGUGACAGACUUUGGUGAAUAUGGUGAUUACAGCCAGGCUUUUGAGCCAGAGGUCUACUCAUCACCUCUUGAAACGGACAGCAUGGAUCCCUUUGGGAUCACUUCCAAACUGUCUCCAGUGAAGAGCCCCAGCUUUCAGAAAUGAUUCUGACUGCACACUCGGUUUUAAAGAAAUACCACAGAAUGUUGCAGGUUUUUAGCUUCUUGUGUAGUGAUGUCUCAAACCUUUUUUUCGUGUCUCAGUAUGCAGACAGCCUUUCCCGUACAAUGUGUUGUACCUAUAAGAGCUAAGUGCCCAGAUGCCAUGUUCAAAAGCAUUGCCUCUCCAUAGUAUUCUUGGAAAAGAAAAAUUAAAUAAGAACAGCUUAACAAAUUCAUCAGAGUUCUUCCAUUACUGUGGUGAUGAUAAAAUACAUAGUUUUCAUACAUCAAAUUCAUUACCACAUAUGUUCAC
Lagopus leucura (white-tailed ptarmigan) is the source of this 981-nucleotide messenger RNA. RefSeq names its product fibroblast growth factor 19 (gene FGF19). Gene Ontology annotation, biological process: positive regulation of cell population proliferation; positive regulation of gene expression; fibroblast growth factor receptor signaling pathway. Lineage: Eukaryota; Metazoa; Chordata; Aves; Galliformes; Phasianidae. The transcript is spliced from 3 exons. The coding region runs from base 1 to 672 and encodes 223 amino acids. The record is from RefSeq and is a predicted model, not a curated record. Gene Ontology annotation, cellular component: extracellular region; cytoplasm. Gene Ontology annotation, molecular function: fibroblast growth factor receptor binding; growth factor activity.